AUGAGCGUGCAGGAUGGUGGUGCACCGAAGGCGCCGUCCAAGAAGGCUGUGCGCUAUGUCCCGCCGCACAUGCGCAACCAGCCUGCUGGUGCGACGCCACCGGGGGAUGGGCGCGGCGGACGAGGCAGCUCCGCGUCGCUCCCGUCUGCGUUCAGCAGCGGCCGCCGCUUUGGAGGUGCUGCUGCUGAGCCUUCUGCUGGUGGCGGCGGUGGUCGAUGGGCUUCGAUGGGAGGCGGCUUUGAGUCUGGCCGCGGCCGUCGCAACGACGGUUCCGGCGCCUGGAAAGACGGGAAGCAUGUUACUGGCCCCCGAAAUGAGCGCCAUGAGCGCGAUCUCUUUGGUAUUUUGGAUGAUGGCACGACGCAGGGUACCGGUAUCAACUUUGACAAGUACAGCGACAUUCCUGUCGAGGCCACGGGCCGCGAUGUGCCAGAUCCCAUCACAGAAUUCACACAUCCCCCUGUGGACGAGCACCUUAUUUCCAAUAUCACGCUCGCGCGCUACAGCACGCCUACUCCCGUGCAGAAGUACUCGAUUCCGAUCGUGGGUGCCGGACGCGACCUGAUGGGUUGUGCCCAGACUGGCUCUGGCAAAACGGGUGGGUUCCUUUUCCCCAUUCUGUCUGCGCUCUUUACGCACGGUCCUCCGCCGCUGGAAGUGCCGCAGCAACCCACAUACGGACGCGCGAAGGCAUACCCUUCUGUACUUAUUCUCGCGCCCACCCGCGAGCUUGUUUCGCAGAUCCAUGAGGAGGCGCGCAAGUUCUGCUACCGCUCCUGGGUGCAGCCCGCUGUUGUAUACGGCGGUGCAGAUAUCGGGUCCCAGCUCCGCCAAAUUGAGCGCGGCUGCGAUCUCCUCUCAGCCACUCCUGGCCGUCUUGUCGACUUGAUUGAGCGCGGGCGUAUCAGCUUGGGGAACGUGCGCUUCCUUGUUUUGGACGAGGCCGACCGCAUGCUUGAUAUGGGUUUCGAGCCCCAGAUCCGGCGCAUUGUCCUUGGCGAGGACAUGCCCGACGUGUUUAACCGCCAAACGCUCAUGUUCUCGGCCACCUUCCCCCAGAACAUCCAGAUGCUCGCUAAAGACUUUUUGAAAGAGUAUGUCUUCCUCUCAGUUGGUCGCGUCGGUUCCACCUCGGAGAACAUUACACAGAAAAUUGAGUACGUCGAGGAGCGGGACAAGCAGUCUGUUUUGCUCGACGUGCUUGCGGCCAUGCCCACCUCUGGCCUCACGCUGAUUUUCGUCGAGACUAAGCGCAUGGCUGAUAUGCUCUCCGACUUUUUGAUCUACUCGAAUGUCGCCGCGACAUCUAUCCACGGUGACCGAACGCAAAAAGAGCGCGAGUAUGCCUUGGACCUCUUCCGCUCGGGCCGCACAUCGAUCUUGGUCGCCACGGCUGUGGCCGCGCGUGGUCUCGAUAUUCCCAACGUUACCCACGUCGUGAACUACGACUUACCUUCGGACAUUGACGACUAUGUGCACCGUAUCGGUCGUACCGGCCGUGCGGGCAAUACCGGCCACGCAACCGCCUUCUUCAACCGCAACAACCGCAACAUUGUGCGCGAUCUGAUUAAGCUGCUCCAGGAGGCGAAGCAGGAGAUUCCUUCCUGGCUGGAGAUGGUCGCGUCCGAGGGUGCCUUUGGCGGCAGCGCUCGUGGCGGCCGUGGCGGCCGUGGCGGCGGCGGCGGACGUAUAACCGGCGGCGGCCGUGGCGGUUCCCGCGACGUGCGUUCUGGUGGUAGUGCGUUUGGCUCGCGCCCUAGCGGCGGCUACGGCGGCGGCUACGGUGGCAACUCGUUUUACAAUGGGCCGCCCGCGCCCGACAGCAACAGCGCUGCGACGUCGUGGUGGUAA
Malassezia vespertilionis is the source of this 1851-nucleotide messenger RNA. It is a transcript of the gene ded1, whose product is annotated as RNA helicase. The coding region runs from base 1 to 1851 and encodes 616 amino acids. Gene Ontology annotation, molecular function: ATP binding; RNA helicase activity; RNA binding. NCBI's taxonomy places the organism in Eukaryota, Fungi, Basidiomycota, Malasseziomycetes, Malasseziales, Malasseziaceae. Gene Ontology annotation, cellular component: nucleus. The transcript has a single exon. The record is from RefSeq and is a predicted model, not a curated record.